Cydia fagiglandana is the source of this 3742-nucleotide messenger RNA. It is a transcript of the gene Mtl, whose product is annotated as ras-related C3 botulinum toxin substrate 1. Gene Ontology annotation, molecular function: GTP binding; GTPase activity. Bases 188 to 775 code for a protein of 195 amino acids. NCBI's taxonomy places the organism in Eukaryota, Metazoa, Arthropoda, Insecta, Lepidoptera, Tortricidae. Gene Ontology annotation, biological process: small GTPase-mediated signal transduction. The record is from RefSeq and is a predicted model, not a curated record. The transcript is spliced from 6 exons.
CAGUCAUGUCAUUAAUCCACAGAUUACAGAAAUCAUGAUGUCCAGCCAUAAUCCAUCUUUGCUGUGAAUGCGUUUCCUUUCCUUCCCAAAAAGUGAGGUUUAUUCCUAUUUAUAGAUUUUGUAUAAGUUUUGGUGUGUUACUUAUAGUUUUCCGUUUGUGAUAAUUCGUAAGAAACUUAAGGAGAAGAUGUCUUCAGGAAGACCAAUCAAGUGCGUGGUUGUCGGUGAUGGCACCGUCGGAAAGACGUGCAUGCUUAUAUCGUACACCACAGACAGCUUUCCUGGUGAAUAUGUACCCACAGUAUUUGACAACUAUUCAGCACCAAUGGUAGUGGACGGAGUAGCAGUCUCUCUAGGCCUGUGGGACACAGCGGGGCAGGAAGACUAUGACAGACUUAGGCCUUUAAGCUAUCCACAGACCGAUGUCUUCCUCAUAUGCUUUAGUGUCACAAGCCCAUCAUCAUACGAAAAUGUUACUUCCAAAUGGUAUCCAGAAAUUAAACACCACUGCCCUGAUGCACCUAUUAUUUUAGUUGGUACAAAGAUCGACUUGCGAGAUGACCGCGAGACGCUCAGCCUGCUGUCCGAGCAGGGCAUGUCACCGCUGAAGCGAGAACAGGGACAGAAGCUGGCGAACAAAAUUAGAGCUGUCAAGUACAUGGAGUGCUCGGCGCUAACGCAACGCGGACUCAAACAGGUGUUCGACGAGGCCGUGCGCGCGGUCCUGCGACCGGAGCCGCAGAAGAGGCAUCAGCGGAAGUGUCUCAUCAUGUAAAUAUGCCAGGACAGCACUGAACGUGACUGCAGUUGAAUCUCCAACAGUAAUAAUCUGUUUCUACACCGGUCACUUGCUCACUAAUGGCUCAUUUAGACGGUGCGAGAGUCACAUGCGAGUUUCAUUACAUUCCGGCUUUUAAUCGGUCGGUUGAAUUGGACGUAACCGACAGUCCGCAAUGUAACUAAAAUCGCAUGCGAGUUUGCGCGCCGUCUAAAUCAGCCUUAAUCCGUUAUAUAGUGCUCAUUCGUGAAUACUCGCUUAGUUAGUAAAUUAACUGCAAAACUCAAAAUGCUCUCUGGAACAGGCGCUAUUUCCUUCUCAAAUUAAGAAAUGGUGGCCAAUUUGUUUUUUUAAAUAGAACAAUCGUGAUCGAAAUCUCACUAUCCAGGUUGUUUACGAAUACGAAUGGAUCAGUAUUCAAAAUUUGAAAUAGAAACCGUUGUUUUGAUUUUUAUUUAUUAGACUGAUUUCUUUCGCAAACAAUGUCUCAUGCUCCAAUUCAGCUAUUAACUUUUGGCUUUCCGACCUCUCUAGUGAGAAAUAUUUAAUGAAAAUUGGUUUAAUAUCACAUCUUGUGUUUAUUACAUAAAAAUUAAAUGAUGGUUUUCAUGAGAGCAUAUUCAGUAAAAAAAAUCUGUAUAGGUAAUUACCAAAUAUGUCAAAUGUAUGCCAAUAUGAUAUGAUAUAAUACUUCCUUCCGCAAAUUCUUUGAAAUUGAAUCAGUACCACUCCGUUUUAAAUGUGCCAUAGACAACAUUCAACUUUUUUUAUACAUGUGAUAUUCGAAUCAUCACAAUUUAUACAUUGCUGCAGAAGCAAGCAAAUGGUUAUGCCAAAGAUUUAUGAAUAGAUAUAAGUGUCAGUAAAUACGUGUAGAUAUUAUUGUAAAGAAUCUCCAACGGUUAGAAACAAAUUGUUACUGUUAAGAAUAAAAUGAAUACUAUUAUUUUUGUACAUGCAACCUCGAUAGGAAGCUUUGAGAUAUUAUAUUCUUAUGCGACUUCCGAACAAGGACUGACCUUAGACGCUAGUUAUAUUGACAUACUCAAUUAUAUGUUCAAUAAUUUAGUUGCGAAAAGAUUUCCAAAGGACGCUAUCUACGAAGAAUUUCGAACAUUGAACCGCCAGUUCCUAUCUCUAUCACAAGCGCAUCAUGAUAUUGCUGUCCCGUUCGCACAGUGGUAUUGUCCACCGGGAUCAUGGGCGAGACAGCAAUAUACCUAAUUACGCGCGUGCAAUAGAGAUAGGAACACUCGGGUCAAUGUCCGAAUAUCUUCAUGCUAGCGUCCUAACUUUAUGAGUAAGCAUUUAUAUUUGUAUGAGUUUGAAGAAAUAUAUUUGUUGUGGUUAUUUAGGAACGUAUCAUAUGCUUUAUAAAAUAAUCUAUAGCUUUAGUAGCUAACAGUUUGUACGGGCGUGCUCGAAAUAACCUGUAGGUAUGUCUUUUGAUACGUAUUUUCAUUUUGACUUAGUAUUUUUACUAUUGACAGUAUACAUUGCAGCUAUUAAGUGUUUAUCUGUUUGGUUGUUUAUAAGAGAGCGAGAUUAAAGUGUCCUUAACUUAGACUUGGGAUCUCAGUGUAUAUGUGUGGAUCAACUUUUUUGUGUUGUUAUUCUGUUUCGUUAUCCAGAGGACAAUAGUGGCACAGUUUGUUAGAAAAAUGUAUCAUAUUUAACAUGCUUAAGUAUUGCUUAGUCACCUACGGUGCCUAGUCACUUGGUGUGCCUGUCUACUGAAGCGGAGCGAUGAGCGAGAUAAAAACCCACCAAUAGCGCAAAGAGGAGCGGAGAUUUUAUGCAAUUCUAUUGGUGGAUUUUUAUCUCACUCUCCGCUCCGCUCCAGUAGGCAGGCAACCUUAUGGAAAGGGCUUAUAACUACCACAAAAAUGUAUGUUUUACUAAAUAUCUAAAUUCAGGACCAUGGCAAUGCGUGACAAAGAAGUUGAUUCACCCAUUUAUAUACCUAUAAGCUAUAAGAGGAAAAAGAAUCUCACAGUAGCAUUACUGUAAGGUCCCUUUUUCACCUUAUCACAAGGUACAGUACGGAUCUAUUUGCAAAGGCAUGACACAUUAUAAGAGAAACCAUUAAAUACAAAAUACGGUACGUAGCGGCCUCCUUUUUUAAAUAUCUUUCGUUAAAUUUAAUCACGAUUAUUUAGCAGUCGCGCUAGUGUGCACGUAGAUGGGCUCUUAUCCGUCUACGGAAGGCCUAAAACAUGUUUAGUCAGACAAACCCUGAACACAAAGUCGCUCAGGCGCUUUUGACACCAUAAAGCACUUGCUAAUGCCAGUCAAUGGCAAGGCAAAGUUUCCAGUAUAUGCAAUCUAGACGGAUCAAGGACUGGCAACAACUAAAUAGGAUAAGUAUAAAACUUAUGAAGAAAGCUAAUAUAUGGGUAAUAAAGAUUAUGAAAAAAAGGGCGCAGCUAACAUUUAAAACCACAUUAUAGUCAGGUUACAACACAGAUAGAUAAAACACUAACGUACGAAAACUUUCUAUAGAAUUACGCCCUGAAUUUUAGACCGUUAAUUUUCUUGGUCUAAAGUUAACCAUCCAAUUAAUUACCCAUUAGUUUAAAUAUCUACUUAACCCAAAGCCGAUAGUGCGGGACCUGUAUCAUACUCGAAUGGUUUCUCAUGGUAAAUGGUGCACUUUCCAUGCGCGAUUAUGUUUAUAAAGGUGUUUAUCAUUAGUCAUUCGUUUGAACAAAAUAUUUUUGUAUGCAUGAGAACCUAGAUUAAGAAUAACAAAGCAUUUACAAUGUAUCGUGACGAGUACGGCAUUUGUUUUAUAUAAUUUCAUAAAAUCGUUUUGUACUAGGCCGCUUUUAUUUACAGAAAACGCUUUGAAAGUAACGAUUGUGUAUAUAAAUAGGUACCUAUUCAAUUAUUUAUAUAAGAACAAAAUGCGCAAUUUAAUACUAAAUCAUGUGUAAAACUGCACUUAAUAAAUUAUUGAAUUUA